Molecule: messenger RNA, 963 nt
Organism: Ogataea haglerorum
Lineage: Eukaryota; Fungi; Ascomycota; Pichiomycetes; Pichiales; Pichiaceae
Exons: 1
Coding region: 1-963 (320 amino acids)
Biological process (GO): maturation of SSU-rRNA
Molecular function (GO): rRNA small subunit aminocarboxypropyltransferase activity
Source: RefSeq, a predicted model, not a curated record
AUGGCUAAAGGAAAGAACAAAGAAAGAGACAAUGUCAGGAAAGAGUCGUCAUCUCCAAAAUACUCAAAUAGAAGGAAACGUCAAGAAAUCAAAUAUUCUGGUCAGUCUCAAAUUAACAAGUUUCCUAUCAAAUUAGCAAUGUGGGAUUUUGAUCAUUGUGACCCAAAGAAAUGCAGUGGUAAAAAAUUAGAAAGGCUAGGCCUUAUGAAAGAUCUUCGAAUAGGACAGAAAUUCCAAGGUAUUGUAGUGACUCCGAAUGCCACUCAAGUAGUUAGCCCCAGUGAUCGACCAUUGGUUGAAGAAAUUGGAAUAGCAGUAGUUGAAUGUUCGUGGGCUCGACUAGCGGAAAUUCCAUUUGGUAAGAUAGGCGGGCGUAACGAAAGGCUUCUUCCUUACCUCCUUGCCGCUAAUCCUGUAAAUUAUGGAAAACCAAUGAAAUUGAAUUGCAUGGAAGCCAUAGCAGCUUGUCUUAUUAUUGUUGGACGCAUGGAUCUUGCUCAGGAGUUGCUACAGCGUUUUUCUUAUGGAGCGGCGUUUGUAGCAAUCAACCAAGAGCUUUUCGAUAUGUACCAAAAAGGAUCGGAUUCAAGCUCGAUCCUUGAGAUAGAAAAAAACUAUCUUGACAUAAUGGAAAGAGAGAAGGAACAGAGAAAGGCGACAAAAUCCACCCUUGAUUGGUGGACGAUGGGAAAUCCCAACAGAAAGCGUCUGGACAAUGAGAGUGAUGACAACCUUGAUAAAUCUCAAGAUGAUAGGGUUGACCACGUUAGUGAUGAGGACUUUGAUAAAACUCAAGAUGAUGAUGGUGUGGACGAAGCUCAAGAAGACGAUGGGCAAGAUCAAGACAUAGAGAAAGAAGAAGACGAAGGGGUAAAAGUAAGUUUACUUACACCAUUCUCAGUAAAACAAAACGAAACAGCUAGUUUGGAACAGAAAAUUGGAAAUAUGCAAUUGAAUGAAUAA